Messenger RNA from Anguilla anguilla (European eel), 3003 nucleotides. It is a transcript of the gene en2a, whose product is annotated as engrailed homeobox 2a. The record is from RefSeq and is a predicted model, not a curated record. NCBI's taxonomy places the organism in Eukaryota, Metazoa, Chordata, Actinopteri, Anguilliformes, Anguillidae. The coding region runs from base 393 to 1190 and encodes 265 amino acids. Gene Ontology annotation, cellular component: nucleus. Gene Ontology annotation, biological process: multicellular organism development; neuron differentiation; regulation of transcription by RNA polymerase II. The transcript is spliced from 2 exons. Gene Ontology annotation, molecular function: DNA-binding transcription factor activity, RNA polymerase II-specific; RNA polymerase II cis-regulatory region sequence-specific DNA binding.
UCCAGAGUGAAAGUAUUUCAGGAUCAGUUAGCACACCUCUUUAUUUAUCCUUAGUUUAGUAGUUGAAGCACCAUUAUUGGAUUGACUAAAACCGGAUCAUACUAAAUUGGUGCCCCAAAUUGUAUUUAUGAAGCAGGGAAAUAAAGAACAGCCCAGUUUGGGAAUUAAAGAACAAAACUAUGGUUUUUCGUUGUGAACACAAUAAGAAAGGGGUGCGUGGUUUUUAAAUACUGAAAACUGCCGGAUUUUCCUCUUUCUAUUCUUCUUUUUUCCUUUAAAAGUAACUAAAAAGGUGGAAACUAGACGGAAGCCCCCUAAAGCUGGAAUCUGUAUACUUCUGUACAGGAAAGCGAAAAAAGGGUUAAAGAAAGAAAAUUGGAAAGUGUAGCAGUAUGGAAGAAAAUGAUCAUAGCAACAGAGAAGCGGAGCGUCAAGAGUCGGGCGAGGAGUCCAACAGAGCGAUUAUACCCCUUUUGCAAGCGCCGGGGAACCUGCAACUCCCACACAGAAUAACCAACUUUUUCAUAGAUAACAUUUUACGACCGGACUUCGGGCGAAGAAAAGAGGGAACAUUUAAUCGCGAUGAAGGUAGCCUUCCUGGGAGAGAAAAUAGCAGCCCUUCGGCCCCCGGAGCGGGGCAGGUAGGGGGGUCUGUUGCAGGAGAAGGAACCUCUAACCCUCCUUCCGUCGGUGGGGCAAAGAAGGCAGAUAUUGCCGUCGACGAGCCUUUGAAACCCCGCAGAGAAAGUGGAGAUCAGUGCCUAAGUUCGGACUCGGAUUGUUCUCAAGCCAGCUCUACAGCAGCUUCGGGCCAGCCCAUGUUAUGGCCAGCCUGGGUUUAUUGUACUAGAUACUCGGACAGGCCUUCAUCAGGACCAAGAUCUCGUAAACCAAAGAAGAAGACUGCCAGUAAAGAGGACAAGCGGCCAAGAACAGCCUUCACUGCCGAACAGCUUCAGAGACUAAAAGCUGAGUUUCAGACAAAUCGGUACCUGACAGAGCAGAGAAGGCAAAGUCUGGCACAGGAACUAAGUCUUAACGAAUCUCAAAUUAAAAUCUGGUUUCAGAACAAAAGAGCCAAAAUUAAGAAAGCCAGUGGAAGUAAAAAUUCUCUGGCUUUGCACUUAAUGGCACAGGGACUGUACAAUCACGCCACAACUUCAAAAGAUGACAAAUCAGAUAGCGAUUGACAGAACGAAAGCAGAUGAUGACAGGCUAUACAAUGCAAUAAUUUCAUAAAAUAAGGGCCAGUGUAUAAAAGAUACCAGCAUUAAUGGAUUAAAAUAUAUGUAUUAUUAUUAGAUAUACUUCUGCAAUAUCAUGUGUAUAUAAUUUACGAGUAAAGUGUUGAACAAAGUUAUGUUUUCAAUAUGUUAUCAACCUUGUUGUUUUCUUCCUAAAAUAGAUGCUUCUUAUGUGGAAAAGUGUUUCCAUAACGUUCCUUCCUUUUUUCAACCAAGCGCUUUUGGUUGACGUAGACAAAUUUGACCGUGAAAAAAAGAAAAGAAAAAAAAAAACAACUUGCUGAAGUCCAAAGAUUUUUUCUGCUGCAUUCAGGCAACUGUGAAUCUAAAUAAAUUGCUGAUUGUAAAGCUAUAUUAUUUCUAUGUUUGUUUGUUUUAUUAGGUUUUUAAUGAUUUUUGUGUAAAAAGGACAUAAGCAAGGGGUUGUGAUUAUUACAAAGAGGCUCAGUUACUUGCAUUCGAAAUUAAGUAACCUACAUCUGCAAUUUGUGAUGUUCGUACGCAUACUUUAGUUCAAUUAUUAAAUAAAGCAAACCAGAUAUACAUAUUAAAGGAUAGCAAUCGUUUAUAUGGUUGCACGCAAGCAACCAUUAUUACAAUUGUUGAUUACACUUAAGUUAAAUACACAAUCUAACAUCUGACAUCAGGCCAACUUCUAUGAAAAAAAUGCUUUCAAUUUCAAAUUGGCUUUUUUACGUCACCUAAAUGUACAGUGGCCUCUCCUGUUGAAUUAAUAUAGUUUUUAUUGAAUGAGCAAUAUAAUAUUCUUUUGUAGGACAAUACGUUUUAAUUUAUAUACUGCUGCCUAUACGAGGGAGGGACAACUUUGUAGCAUAACAGACAAUGAUUGAAUAUUCUUCAACACAUUCUUAGUACUUGGACAAUAUGGAUAAAAUCAGAUAAAGGACGCUCAAAUAAAGGACGUGUUCGUCUGCGUCAUAUAUAUAGAUAUAUAGAUAUAUACAUUUACAAAUACGGAUACAUUGAUCUCUAGUGUAUAACAAUGGUUUAAAUACUGUUUUAUUGUUGUUUGCAAAGAACUUAAUAUUUGUUGAUUUUGUAUUUAUAUAGAAUAUAUUGAAAAUCUAUCCAAUGACCCAUGUUGCUUAUUGAGAGUAGAUUUUGGGGUGUUUACACUACUUAUUUAUCUUGCAAUAACUUCUUUUUGUGAAUGAAACGUUUUUGGGGCCUUUGCAUGAAAGCUGCAAUUUGUUAUAUCUGGACAGAUUACCGUGUUUAUAAGCUUGGAUCCAAGACGAUGAAAGUAAGAUGGAGUUUUAAGUUGUAGAGUGUAUCCAUACCAAAUUGUGUAUUUUUUUUUCUCGUGUGAAUUGUGUUUUAUUGUAUAUCUGAAAAGUGUGUAUGAAUUCAAAUCCACCAAACUAAACACACUUUGCCUUAAAAGUUCAGAUGUGAACUUUUCGUGAAACAGAACUGUGCUAAAUCAAACAAACAAAAAAGUAUUACGUUAAAUGCAUACUAGUUGUAUCAGUUGAAUAUUGCCUUUAUCUGAACAGCUGGUUCGACAUAAUGAAUUUAUUCAUCAGCAAAAUCUAUAAAUGAAUAUGUUUAAAAAAAGAGGAGAAAAAGAAUUGCGUUGUAUAAUCCAAUGCAAUCUUUUUAUUCUAUGUUGAGUUUUGAAAUAUUCUUUGGUAUAAAAUAAAUGUAAAUAAUUUGUAUCAUUUAUGUUUAAUUGUGUAAUUAACUGCCUCUUGAGAACUGGAAAAGCAAGCAAAUAAACCUCGAAGAUAAUACUCUU